This is a messenger RNA of Maudiozyma saulgeensis, 1194 nucleotides long. NCBI's taxonomy places the organism in Eukaryota, Fungi, Ascomycota, Saccharomycetes, Saccharomycetales, Saccharomycetaceae. The record is from the annotation of a GenBank genome assembly.
AUGACAUUUGUUUCAGACUUUAAACCAGAACCAUUAGCAAAUACAAACCUAUUCAAGCCAAUUAAAUUAGGUGGAUUGAACCUAUCACAUCGUGUGGUAAUGUCCCCAAUGGCAAGAUUUAGAGCUAGUUCUCCAGGUAAUGUUCCCGUUAAAGAAUGGGACAUUAAGUAUUAUUCGGCAAGAUCAACUCACCCAGGUUCGUUAGUAUUUACCGGUACAACCUUGAUUGCACCAGAGGCUACAGGGUUCGAUCAUGCACCAGGCAUAUGGUCCGACGAACAAGUUGAACAAUGGACCCAGAUCAUCAAAACUAUCCAUGGAAAUAAGUCAUAUAUAUUUGUCCAAUUAGGUGCAUUAGGUAGACUAGGCUCCCCAAAAUGUCUAAAGAAAAACGGUUAUCCCUACGUAUCUGCCUCUCCAGGCUUAUACCCAACUCCUGAGUUGGAAAAGGAAGCUAAGGAGUCUGGAAACCUUUUAAGAGCUUUAACUAUAGGGGAGAUUCAUCAAUAUGUUGAAUUUUAUAAGAAUGCUGCAAAGAAUGCCAUUAGAGCAGGUGCUGAUGGUGUUGAAUUACACUGUUUGGUAGGGUAUUUGAUGAAUCAAUUUCUUGAUCCAAAAUCAAAUCACCGUACAGAUAAAUAUGGCGGUUCCAUUGAAAAUAGAGCACGUUUUCCAUUAGAAGUAUUAGAUGCAUUAAUUGAGGUCAUAGGUGCAGAAAGAUUAGGUAUUAGAAUUUCUCCAUACAAUGUAUUUGGUGGUAUGUCUGGAGCGGAAGAUCCAACUUUAAUUGCACAAUAUUCAUACCUGAUUGGUGAAGUUGAAAGAAGGGCACUCGAAGGUAACCGUAUCGCUUAUGUACAUGUCUUGGAACCUCGUGUUACUAACAUUUAUUUACCUGAAGGAGAAGGUAAUUACACCGAAGGUACGAAUGAUUUUAUCUAUUCUAUUUGGAAGGGACCGGUUAUUAGAAGUGGUAAUUAUGCACUACACCCUGAAGAUGCUAAAAAUGUUGUUAAAGACAAUAGAACUUUGAUUAGUUAUGCUAGAUUCUUUACAUCCAAUCCAGAUUUACCAGAGCGUUUGGAGAAAGGGUUGCCUCUUACUAAAUAUGAUCGUGACUUAUUCCUUGCGUACACAGAAGAAGGGUACAACGAUUACCAAACUUAUGAACAAUUAGCUAAAAGUAAUAUAUAG